Molecule: messenger RNA, 448 nt
Organism: Symbiodinium necroappetens
Lineage: Eukaryota; Dinophyceae; Suessiales; Symbiodiniaceae
Source: the annotation of a GenBank genome assembly
GUCAGUGUUUCCUGGAAGCGGCGGGAACCUAUCCAUCAUUGCAAGAGCAGUCGUGGAGGCCGUGACGGAUCUUCGGGGCGAUGGUCGCCUGGAUGACCGUGCGAACCUAGGACAGAUGGGUGCUGUCUAUAUCUGCGACUUCGCCGGCACGCUCCUUGCCACGCUCCGUCCAGGCGAGCAGGCCCUGGUGCCGCGGCCCAGUGGCGUCGCACAGUUUCGCCUGGCCUGGGAGCUGGGCGGCUGGGCCUCCUCCCUCACACCCGAGCAGUUUGAGGAGGCGAGCAUGUCCGGCAGCUCCUCCUUCAAGGCUGACGGCAACAUCAACGUCGCAAUCAUAGCGAUGCGGGGCAUCAGCAACGGUCAAUUCUUCGUGGUUGUCGCUUCUGAGCGGAAUGCUUACGCGGAGGCCUCGAUGGAGUUGAUCUGCUCCUCGGUUACUUGGCUGUGA